Molecule: messenger RNA, 1683 nt
Organism: Cavia porcellus (domestic guinea pig)
Lineage: Eukaryota; Metazoa; Chordata; Mammalia; Rodentia; Caviidae
Product: melanoma-associated antigen 10-like
Exons: 3
Coding region: 475-1218 (247 amino acids)
Biological process (GO): negative regulation of transcription by RNA polymerase II
Cellular component (GO): nucleus
Source: RefSeq, a predicted model, not a curated record
UGCUUGAGCACAGAGACGUCACGCCUUGGUGCACAGUGGGACAGUCACCGGGGCAGCAGAAGAGCCACACCUAGGCCACAGAGGGAGGUGACCAGGCUCUGCCAGCAGACCUUGGCUGAGGAUUCAAAGAGCUCAACUGUGAACCAACGGGAGGCUGAAUCGCUGCUGCUCACCGCUCCUUCACUGUCCAGCCCCAAACAUCUGCAGGUAUCUUGAGUCAUCAUCAGCAGGAACCUGUGAACAUCUUCACAAUCAGAGGAGCCAGCACAGCGCACCAAGGGGAGGCCAUCCUGCACAAGGAGGGCCACGGGGCCUGGGGGAGGUGCAGGGUCUCAAACCUGAGGGAGCACAUAGCAGCCACUGCUUCCUCUGCCUCCUCUUCCUUCUCUUCCUAUCCCUGCUCCAAGAGAAGUGCCUCAGGCUGGGCACAGUUGUCCUCAGCAUCCUCAGGGCAUCUUUCUUCCCAGCAUUGCCAUGGCCUCUAGGCGUAGCAACCACCCCAGGGAGUGCUCCAGCACUGAACGUGAGGGGCAUCCAAGCACCUCACGGGUCCGCGCAAGCUCUCUGCCGCUGCCCGAUACGGUCCUGCAUGACAAGGUACAUGAACUGGUGGAUUUCGUGCUCCUCAAGUAUAACAAUCAGGAGACGACCACCAAGGCAGAGAUGCUGCACUGUGUCCUCCAGGACUGCCAGGAGCACUUCCCUCGGAUCUUCAGCAAAGCCUCUGAGUGCUUGUAUAUGGUCUUUGGCAUUGAUGUGAAGGAACCAGAGCCCCCUGAGCAAAUAUAUGCCCUUGUCCCCGUCCUGGAUCUCACCUAUAAUAGAAUGCUGGCUGGUGAGCAUGGCAUUCCCAAAACCAGCCUGCUGAUAAUCAUCCUGAGUAUCAUCUUCAUUAAGGGCAACCAUGUCCACGAGGAGGUUCUAUGGGAAAUGCUGGGCAGGAUGCAGGUGUAUGAGGGGCAGGAGCACUAUGCCUAUGGAGAGCCCAGGCAAGUCAUCACCGAGCAUUUGGUUCAGGAAGGCUAUCUAGUGUAUCGCCAGGUCCCCGACAGCAGCCCUGCUCGCUAUGAGUUCCUGUGGGGUCCAAGGGCCCAUGCUGAGACCACCAAGCUGAAAGUCCUGGAGCAUUUGGCCAAGGUUAUUGGGAAAGAUCCUCAGUCCUACCCACGUCUGUAUGCAGAGGCUUUGAGAGAGGAGCCAGUGGCUCCCCAGAUAUGACUUUUCGUCUAGGCCACCGAUGGGGUGAAGCAUGCCCAGGGAUGAGAAGCAUGCCAGCACCACCUCACUAGCAUAGCUCCUACCCCGUGACAAAUGAGCUCCAUUCCACAGUCCAUUUGAGGAGAGGAGGCAGGUUUCUAAGUGGUUAGGGCCAGGGUAGGACAGGAAAGCGUGUUCCACGGCUUUGAUGUCUGUUGUGUUUGGAUUGCCUGGAAAUGGACAUGUGAUUUCUUUAUGAAGUUUUGAAAUCCCCUUUCUUUUCUGUAAGAUUGAAGGAAUUUGCACUUAUGCAAAAAAUGAUACUGACUUUCCAUGUAUUUUCAGUUUUGUGAUCUUCAUGGUUGAUUGUGAUUCUGAUGUGAAUAUCAUUUCAUGUCAUAUGGAUCACAUGUGAAUUUUGCUCUUCCAUUCCAAGUGUUAGAACCUUUGCUCUUUUGUAAACCAUUUUAUUUGUGAUACGGAACA